Messenger RNA from Punica granatum (pomegranate), 982 nucleotides. NCBI's taxonomy places the organism in Eukaryota, Viridiplantae, Streptophyta, Magnoliopsida, Myrtales, Lythraceae. The record is from RefSeq and is a predicted model, not a curated record.
UUUAGUUAUUAAAUUCCUGAUGUUUUUGAAGGACGAUAUGAACUGCGCGGAGGCGUACGUGAAAUUUCUGUGCAAAUGGUUGCUUGACAACUGUCUUGAUGACAUGGAAUUCUUGGCCAAGAACUAUGACAAAGGCUGCAUCGAUCGACUAAGAAUGGGUUCUACUCCCUUUGAGCGGGUUUCAUAUACGGAAGCAGUCGCCAUGCUAGAGGAGGUUGUAAAGGGUGGUAAAGAGUUUGAGAAUAAGGUGGAAUGGGGAAUGGAUCUAGCAUCUGAACAUGAAAGAUACUUGACCGAGGUGAUAUUUCAAAAGCCCGUUAUCGUGUACAAUUACCCUAAAGGAAUUAAAGCGUUCUAUAUGAAGCUUAAUGAUGACGGGAAAACUGUGGCAGCUAUGGAUGUCCUUGUACCCAAGGUGGGAGAACUGAUUGGUGGAAGCCAAAGGGAAGAGCGCUACGAGAUUAUCAGGGACAGGAUUACAGAGAUGGGGCUGCCUCUCGAACCCUAUGAAUGGUACCUUGACCUUCGACGUUAUGGUACCGUAAAGCACAGUGGUUUUGGGUUAGGUUUUGAGCGGAUGAUUCUAUUUGCUACUGGUAUUGAUAACAUCAGAGAUGUUAUUCCGUUCCCUCGGUACCCAAACAGAGCAGAUCUCUGAGUUCAUUAUGCUCAGUUUUCUGCUACGGCUGCUAUUAUUAUUUGCUCUUCUUGUCUAAGGGAAAGCAACUGUCCUUACAUAGCCUUUGCUCUUCGAGUUAUUUUUGGCAUGAAUGAUGGCAUUAUAGAUGAAUUUAGAAGCAGUGCUUAUCUGCAGUACCCCUCUUGUUGAAUACAGAUUAACCGACUUGCCCGAUUUCAGUAGAAAAGUUAUUAUAGAAGAAUGGUUUGUAAUUUUCUAUCUUGUAUUGUAAAAAAUGACUGAUUUAUAGGUGUGGCCUUCAGAAAUGUGGAAUCAUUAUGUUUCAGAAAAAUUCUGGCUCAA